CUGCUGUUUGCGCUGUUUGCUUGCUCUCAGAACGGGUGACAUCAUCUAACGCGUCCUCCCGCCAGCACAUCAAUUCCUUUACUGACCAUCUUCUCCUUCAAAGCACGAGUAUAACUGAUGAUAAAAACGCAAUUUAUAUCGCAGACUAACUUGCGAUUCUAUCCCGACAGCUUUAUCUGCCAAUACUUACGGUUGUGGUGGACAAUGAGUGUUAAUAUCCCGCCAGGUCCUUGACGCGCCGGGCCACACGAAGCCGGGCUUCACCCAACGCGAGUUCACGUGACAUAGAACGGGCGGGCGGGCUGCCAUCUUCGCUCCGGGAUUUGACGCUUGAAGCGGAGGUUGGAGCAACCGGAAUGUUGAAUUCAGCUUGCGACCAAACCUACUAUCUAUCCAGGACCCCCGAUCGCACUAUUGACCAGGCUCACCGGUGUCGCAUGGCAGGGCACCGAUUGUCUUUGAGCGAAACGUCUGGACCAGGAUGGGGUGGAUGGGCCAUUCGGGUCGAGAUUCCAGCUGGAAUCUGGUAAUGCCAAUGAUGACGGGCCAUGAUAAUCGCAGUCCCGUCGAUGACUUGAGGAAUCCAUGUUUCUUUGGACUGAUCUUUGGGUCCCGUUUACACCCGCGCAGAAUGCCAACCUCGCCAGGAAGCCACAAGUUUCCCCCCAUUGUGGGACGCGGAUCCGGCGGUACCUAUCAUGAGGCGGCGGGAUUCAUAAGAGCGGGUUUGUCGAUGGUCGUGUGCGAAAAAGUCCGACCUCCACCGGAUUUGCCAUCAGUGAAUCAGCCAGUAUUGGUGGCAUGUGUUAUGCGAUGGUCGCAAAUUUGCCCUGACUGAUCCUGUGGUUCAUUGUGCAUUGUAAAGGAAGAGAGGGAGAGGAUGGAAGGAUGAACACUGGAUUGCUGGCGACCAGCCGCCAUUUGAGGUGUCGCGGACAACCGAACGGUGAAAGCGGACUAUUGAAGAUACGCAAAGUUUCGGUGUGUCUUUUGACUGGCGGCUGACCAACAACAAUAGCAAACCCAGUUAGUUAGCUAGCAUUAUGGGCAAAAAUAUGAUGACUAUUGAAGCACCGGCCGGGCUGGUUAUUGACUCUGGAGCAGGCCCCGCUUUGAGUGCCUCAAUAAGGAACACUCCCAACUCUACAAUUGGAGUGAUCGCACGAGACAGGAUUGUGUUUAAUUUAACUAAAGAUUACUUUGGCAAACACAAGAGGAAGAAUGAUAGAGCCUAAUUCUUGCCGUAAAUAUAUAUAUAUAUAUAUAUGAACCCAUCAUUAUCAU
Molecule: messenger RNA, 1284 nt
Organism: Aspergillus welwitschiae
Lineage: Eukaryota; Fungi; Ascomycota; Eurotiomycetes; Eurotiales; Aspergillaceae
Exons: 2
Coding region: 482-838 (118 amino acids)
Source: RefSeq, a predicted model, not a curated record